This is a messenger RNA of Pristis pectinata (smalltooth sawfish), 4078 nucleotides long. It is a transcript of the gene tbx1, whose product is annotated as T-box transcription factor 1. Lineage: Eukaryota; Metazoa; Chordata; Chondrichthyes; Rhinopristiformes; Pristidae. Gene Ontology annotation, biological process: regulation of transcription by RNA polymerase II; positive regulation of DNA-templated transcription; cell fate specification. Gene Ontology annotation, cellular component: nucleus. Bases 620 to 2173 code for a protein of 517 amino acids. The record is from RefSeq and is a predicted model, not a curated record. Gene Ontology annotation, molecular function: DNA-binding transcription factor activity, RNA polymerase II-specific; RNA polymerase II cis-regulatory region sequence-specific DNA binding. The transcript has 8 exons.
UCGCCGGACAUCCGCAGUGACGCAAAUUCUCUCGCUCGCUCGCUGUCUCCGGGCUGGAUCCAAACUGUUCCCCCUCUGAUUGACAGGACCCUGCUCAAAUUAAAGAUCACAUGUGAGGCACAUUUGCAGCAGGGCACGGCGUGGGUGGAGAAGGCGGGAGGGAGCCGUCAGUUUUGACAUUUUGCUUCCAGUAGCUGGGUCAUUUCGCUUUGCCAGCUUCAUGUGACAUCACCAGGGCCACUGUGAAUGGGGGAGCCCUAGAGGGAGGGGGUGGGUGGACAAACCAACGGGAUGGGGCUGCUAAAACACACUCAUUCUCCCCUCUCCCCGCAAAAAAUAAUGAAGGCAUCUUUUCGAUGAAUCGGCCAACAAAUUGGAGCUAAUAACGGAGACCCCUCCCGCGAGAGAGAGAGAGAGAGACUAACUGGACAAAAUGCAAAACAUUAGCGCAUCGAAUACCCGGAGGCCCCACACCUUGUAAAACAAAAACCAGCAGAGGAAAGUUUCUGAAAAGCUGCGAGGUUCGUGGCUGAAACAAAAUUAAACUCGGGUCCGUUCUGUUCUAGGGGAGUAGAGGAAGGGAAGGGGGAAAUUCCAGCGCUGUUAGAACUCUUCUCCUAUGGACGAACGCAACGCUCUCUCUCCCAAGGCGACUGCUUUCAGAAUUGCCUCUCUAAUUUCAGCGGCCGAGCAACCAGGAAACGAAGCGAUUCUGCAAAGUAUUGCCCUCGGCAAACACUUCGAGCUCGGCCUAACGUGCAGUAGGAUGCAUUUUAGCACCGUAACAAGAGACAUGGAAGGAAUAACUCGGGAAAUGAUAUCGGCCAUCUCCAGCCCUUGGCUAACGCAACUCUCCCAUUUUUGUGAUGUCGCAGCUUUUACUGCCAACAGCAUUAGUAGUCUCAACUCGUCGGGCGGUUAUCACCUCUCCCCUUCACCCGGGGACCCCGGCGCCUACACCCAGGAAGCACACUACGAGCCGUGCCCGGCCGCACAGCACAGCAGCUACAGCAGUUUUGGGAACAGUGGUUCGGCGACGUCCUCAGAGGCGGACACCGGCCCAUCCAACUGCGGAUCCGUCGCCGCGCCGGGCAAAGCACCGGUCAAGAAGAACCCGAAGGUGAUCAACAUCACGGUACAACUGGAGAUGAAAGCGCUGUGGGAUGAGUUUAACCAACUCGGGACCGAAAUGAUUGUCACCAAAGCGGGAAGGAGAAUGUUCCCGACUUUUCAAGUGAAGCUUUUUGGCAUGGAUCCCAUGGCUGACUACAUGCUGCUCAUGGAUUUUGUGCCGGUCGACGAUAAAAGAUACCGGUAUGCCUUCCACAGUUCCUCCUGGUUGGUAGCCGGAAAAGCAGACCCAGCGACCCCGGGAAGAGUGCAUUAUCAUCCCGAUUCCCCAGCCAAAGGCGCUCAGUGGAUGAAACAAAUUGUCUCCUUUGACAAGCUAAAACUAACCAAUAAUUUAUUGGAUGAUAACGGGCAUAUUAUCCUAAACUCAAUGCACAGAUAUCAGCCACGGUUUCACGUCGUUUAUGUUGACCCGAGGAAAGAUAGUGAGAAAUACGCCGAGGAGAACUUUAAAACGUUUCUAUUUGAGGAGACCAGAUUUACAGCGGUCACAGCGUAUCAGAAUCACCGGAUAACACAACUAAAAAUCGCAAGUAAUCCAUUUGCAAAAGGAUUCAGAGACUGUGAUCCGGAAGACUGGCCGAGGAAUCACAGACCAGGCUCUUUACAGUUAAUCAGCGCUUUCACCAGAAACCGGAACCCGGUGUCUUCACCGCAACAGAACGGCAGUGAUAAAGAUGCGGACACCAGAAGCGACUAUGACCGGGACCCUAACCGGACAGCUAUGCACGCGGAACAUCCACAUCAGCAGCAGAUCAUGUCCAGGGUGCUGAGUCCGGCUCUCCCCGGUGGACUCCAUCCGCUCACUCGCCCAAGCCCCCCUCACGAACUGCGACUGGACCCCCACACGCAAGCACCGGACAGCCUCCACCACACCUACAAGUACCGCUCAUACCAUGACACCUAUAUCGGCGCCAAACCCAGGCCGAGCCCCUACCCGCUGCCUGGUAUAGCGAGUCACGGUUACCACCACAUGAACCCAGCUGCGAACAUGUACCCUGGGAGCACUGCGCCCACUAACUAUGACUAUGGGCACAGAUAGACACAAGGAUUUUCUGCUAUGUACUUACAAUUUUUAAAAGGAACUACUAGUGCUGCAAACUAAAGAAGAUGCACAAAAAUGGGGAAAUAUCUGUUUGGUUUCUUUAAUUGAACUGUUACUACGGUUUGCAGUUCAGGAAAAAAAAAUCCACCUUGGUGAGACUGGGACACGCUCAGAUUGAAUGACUUUGCGGGGUCAAGUUGAUUGAUAGCCCACUGACCAAUCACAGUGCAGCUAGGUGGAGGGCGUUGGCGGUGAUUGGAUUUUAAGUGGGCGGGUCUAAAGCAAGAGUUUUCUUACUCUGGAGUAUGAUUGGUUGGUUUAUUUUUUUGACUGUUUGAUACAGUGGUUCACCAAUCACUUGUGCAUCGUGGUAGAUUGACUGAUCUGGUUAUCCAAUUGGAAGAUGGUGCCGGUUACUUCUAGCAUCCCAUUGGCUCCCGGGGCGGCCUAGUCCCACGUGGCUGGUUGACAAGUGGCUUCAGCGAACUGACUGCACUGAGAACUGUGGAGAAAACGCGUACACAGGCAACUGGAGGUUAAUUUUAUUUUCUGUGAACGGCAAAGGUGUCGAGUUGCACUUUCAGCUUUGAGAGAAGCCAUAGAUUAUUUAGAAUGGAGACAGCGGUGACAAUUUCACGAUGGCACGAACUUAGCCACGUAGUCAAAAGUUUAACAUCGUUUCAUUUCAAAAAAGUGUGCAUUAUCAAUGGCUGUAUCAUUAAGUUAGUACAGUCGCAUGAAUGUGUGUUGAUACCUGUUGAUAUAGAGAAAUAAAACCGAGCGCAGUACAUCAUAUUCACAGUCCAUGUAUUACAGUAUUGUGGGGCAGGGUAGCAAAGCGGUUGCGUUACUGGAGUAGUAAUCCAAGGCCCUAAACUUUCAUGCAUAGACAUGUUCGAAUCUCAACACGGCAGCUGAAGAACCUAAAAAGUAAAUGCAUUCUUGAAUGGAAAAUACUGGUAAUGGUGACCAUGCCACCUUUGGAUGAUCUUUAAAACAAAAGUCCUAUCCAUUUAGGCAAGGAGGCUGCCGUCCUCAACUGGUUUGGUUUAUUUGUGACCCCUGUCCCGAAGUAACGUGGUUAACUCCUUAACUGCCCUCUGAAAUGGCCCAGGCAGCUUGUCAGUACAGGGAUAUUUUAGGGAUGGGCAAGAAAUGUCAGCGGCGCCCAAAUCCCACGAAAAAAACUCAUUUCAGAACACAUGGAUAUAUUAGCUUCAACAUAAUAUGCAAUGCAACUAUAAAGCUACCUACUGAUCCAAGCAUUUGUAAUAUUCUAAUUUAAAACUAUAUAUGUAUAUAUAUAUUUCUCUAGUUUUGUGUGCAGAUUGCAACUAAAUAUUAUAUUUGGGAAAUGGAUAUAUUUACAUGUAUUUUGUGUUACUCUCAACAUAGAGGCAGGUGCGUUAGACAAUUCUAACCCAGGUUUCAAGGCAUUGUUUCCAAGUUCAGAUUUUAAAUCAUUUGUAUUUUCUGUCUAUUCUGGUAUCUUUCAAAGGAUGCCUUAUUUUUUGCAUGUAUUCUAAAACAGGAGGAAAGUCAAGAAAUGUCUCCAUCUAGUCGGUAUUUUUCUGUAACGCCGUGUUGUUAUUUGGUAACACAAAAGGUUGGAUAUUAGCAAUUUAAAUUAGUGCCAAAGUCUGGUCACGCUGAUUUUAUCGCGGAAUGAAGUUAGUAUUUAUUAUUCCUUGUAACUUGGACGAUUGAUAUGAUUAUAUUAUAAAUACAGGGACUCUGUGAAGGAGUGAACGAUGCUACCAACGAGCAGGAAUAAUGUAGAUACGUGUAGAUAUUUAACCUGUAGAUAUUGUAUAUUUAGCUAGCAACCGUUACUUUUUAGUGGUUAAUAAUGUUUAAAUGUGAACACGAUGUUUGUUGUAAAAUGGCUUUCGUAUUUUUUAA